AUGGCACGAACACGCUCAAGCAAGUUACACGCUGAGCAAGCUGAAGCACCACCGGCCGUCCAAGGCAACGACAUCACCGAAGCCGGUGAGAGGCUGGCAACGCCACCUUCUGCAUCGUUUAAGAACAAACUAAAGAAAUACCAAUACACAGAGACACGGACAAUGCAGGAUGCUCCACCGUUAUCUGCAUCGCCGACAAAAUCCAGAAAGCGAAGUAGGACGACCGCAACGGCAGCUGUCAAAAGCUGUCCCGAAUCGUCCGCAAGACCAAAAAAGAAGCGAAUGCCUAGCAGAUAUGCCGACCCAUCCAAAUACGCACAUCUAUCGCCACUGGUCGACAUACUUCAGCCCAAUCUGAUAUGUGUCUUCGUUGGCACGAAUCCAGGCGUUCAGACCGCCGCCGCCGGACACGCAUAUGCGCAUCCUUCCAACCUAUUUUGGAAGCUCCUCCACUCUUCAGGGCUUACCGACCGUCGACUGAAGCCUGAAGAAGACCGGAGUCUCCCUGAUCUGUAUUGUAUGGGCAACACUAAUAUCGUCGAGAGACCAUCCAAAGACGCUGCUGAGCUUUCGAAAGAGGAAACAGCAGCAGGUACCGCGAACCUCGAUGCCAAGUUCCUAAAAUACAAACCAGAAGCUGUAUGUAUAGUAGGGAAGGGUAUCUGGGAAGCGAUAUGGAGGUAUCGCUAUGGUAAAAACCUUGGCAAGAAAGAUUUCAAGUACGGAUGGCAGGAUGAAGAACACAAUAUGGGCAAAAGCAGGGAUGACAAGGAAGAGCGAGAUACCAACGGGAAUGUAUGGAAGGGGUCCAGGGUAUUUGUUACCACGAGUACAAGUGGACUAGCGGCGAGUCUAAAGCCGGCCGAGAAAGAAGCUAUCUGGAAGCCCUUUGGGGAAUGGGUGCAGAAGCGAAGGGCUGAACGGAACUUUGUACCUCGGCCUUUGGAGGCCCAGGAGGCUAGUGACGAGACGCUAGAAACUUGA
Messenger RNA from Alternaria arborescens, 984 nucleotides. RefSeq lists its product as hypothetical. The record is from RefSeq and is a predicted model, not a curated record. The coding region runs from base 1 to 984 and encodes 327 amino acids. Gene Ontology annotation, biological process: base-excision repair, AP site formation. The transcript has a single exon. NCBI's taxonomy places the organism in Eukaryota, Fungi, Ascomycota, Dothideomycetes, Pleosporales, Pleosporaceae. Gene Ontology annotation, molecular function: mismatch base pair DNA N-glycosylase activity.